Raphanus sativus (radish) is the source of this 1527-nucleotide messenger RNA. RefSeq lists its product as uncharacterized. The record is from RefSeq and is a predicted model, not a curated record. The transcript has a single exon. The coding region runs from base 1 to 1527 and encodes 508 amino acids. NCBI's taxonomy places the organism in Eukaryota, Viridiplantae, Streptophyta, Magnoliopsida, Brassicales, Brassicaceae.
AUGGCUUCUCAGUUAAACAAAGCUCUGCAAUUCUUAUCGAUUGAAGAGGAGGAAGAACCAUGUGUGCUUCCAGAUAGGCCAGAAUUUUAUGCAACAGAGAGAAAUGAGCUUAGCUUGGUUGGGAGGCUUCUCAACCCUAAAGUUCAAAGGAUGGCGGAUUUGAUCUUGGAUAUACCAAGGAAAUGGCAGCUGUAUGAUAGAGUCAGGGGGGUAGCCUUAUCUCAGGAACGAUUUCAGUUCAUAUUCAAAUAUGAACAUGAUCUUCUUGCUAUCGUCAAGAGAGGGCCGCACACCUUCAAAGACUGGUCUAUUGUUCUCGAAAGAUGGAUGGAGAAACCACCGGAGGAUUACCUUCAGUAUCUAAUGGUGUGGGUUCAGAUGAGAAAUAUCCCAGUGAACCAUUAUACUAAAGGAACGAUUGAGUACUUGGGUGAGUUCGCAGGUCAUGUGGAGGAAGUGGCGUUCGAUCCAGAGAAAGCUCAAACCAAAGACUAUGUGCGUGUUUGGGUUAAGUUUGAUGUCUCUAAGCCUUUGAGGAGGGCGAAGAAGCUGACUCUGCCAGGAGGUGAAGUGGUCAACAUUCGAUAUGAAUACGAGCGCAUCCAGAAGAGAUGUUACACAUGUCAGCGAUUGACUCAUGACCAGGAGCGAUGUCCCUUCGUUAGGACGCAAAAGGGUGUGGGAGAGAAAAGUGUUGGUUCAUCAGCAGAGAGCAAGAAUGCAGAGGCGCUAGAGGGCCUUGAUGAAUCAGACCCUUUGUUUGGGGUGAUACCGCAGACUCACUUGGGUAUGGACCCUAUCUCUGGAAGAUCGAAGAUUGCUAAGGAGGUACUGCAGGGUAUGCGCCAAUACUUACUGGCAGCAGAGGGUCCAGAGAAGAUGGCGAGAGAAGACAGGGUCAUAAACUCUCUACAGGCCUUGGAGAAUGAUCCGCUGGGACAAAAAACAUUUCUUAGAUUGGAACCAGCUCCAAUGGUUUCAACGGACUUAGAUAAAGGCAAAGGAGUGGUUUUUGAUUUCAGUGAAAGGAUGGACACUACUCAACGGCCUGAAAAACUGAUGGUUUCUGCAAUCUCAGCGGGGGCAAGGAUCUUACAAUCGUGGAAGGUUCUUUCGAUUCCGACGACAGCUGAUGAAAAAAGGACUGGAGUUCCUUCGUUGGUGACUCGAAUUUUAAACUCUGGAAAAGUGAUUUCUGAAUCAAGCUCUCCCCCAGAGGCCGUGGGGUCUACUCAAUCAAGCUUUCUUCCUGAGGGUUCAACGGGUUAUAGUGUAGGGUUCUUUGAAUCUAGCACUUCCUGGACCACUAUAAAGAAGCCUAGAAUCAGAAGAAGACCAGGAACUUUCAAAAGGAAAAACAAUGGGAAAGGUAUUGCAAGGAAUCAGGCUACGGUUUGGAAGAAGAUAGGCGACAGUGUGGUGUCUGAAAACAAAAGGAAAGCUCAUGAAGAUGUCGAGCCAUCUAAAAGCUCUGCAAGGUUUAAGAAACCAUUGGUGGUCCCGAAUGAGGGACCGUCCAAUAUCUAA